AUGGUCUUCAUCUUCGGCAAUAACUUCCUCGACACAACCCUCGUCACCCGCUCUCUUACGAAGUUCUACGGCAUCGGCCCCAAAGUCUGCUCGCAACUCAUGGCCAAGUUCCACAUCCACAAGACCGCCAGAGUAGGAGGCUUGAAGGUGUCGCAGAUCGACAGCUUGUCCGACGAACUAUCGACGAUGGUAUUGGAGAAUGACCUGCGGCGACAGUUGCAAGAUAAUAUCAAGAGAUUGCGAGAAAUGGGUACUUAUAGGGGACGACGACAUGCUACGAGUCUGCCUGUGAGAGGACAGAGGACGAGGAGUCAGAUUAUGACGGCGAGGAGAUUGAAUAGGGUAGAGAGGAGAGGGUAG
This is a messenger RNA of Fulvia fulva, 360 nucleotides long. Its product is annotated as 37S ribosomal protein SWS2, mitochondrial. Gene Ontology annotation, molecular function: RNA binding; structural constituent of ribosome. The transcript has 2 exons. The record is from RefSeq and is a predicted model, not a curated record. NCBI's taxonomy places the organism in Eukaryota, Fungi, Ascomycota, Dothideomycetes, Mycosphaerellales, Mycosphaerellaceae. Gene Ontology annotation, biological process: translation. The coding region runs from base 1 to 360 and encodes 119 amino acids. Gene Ontology annotation, cellular component: ribosome; mitochondrion; small ribosomal subunit.